GUGAAAACGCUUUUAGAAGACGAAUGUUCAGACUAUUCUGAACUUUGUAAUGGCUACUUUCUUCAGAAGGCGUGGUUACAAAUUGAUCCACAUGCAACACAUCUGCCUACAUCCGGUCAAGUGACCAGUCAGUCCCGAAUCAAGUCACUCAGCCUACUGCUGGCCCACAUCCGAGCAUUCUACGAGAACGUCCUUGACCAGGUGCUCGUCUUGAAACUGCCCGACGUCAUCAACAUUUCUCUGCACUGCGAUGAGGACCUUGUCGCCAGCAUCAGCACUGAGAGUCCACUCAUCAGCUCUCACUGCGCCUCAACGCACUGUGAUGACAUUCGCACCUUUUUACUACUUAUCCUCGGCUGCGCAGUUCAAUGCGAACAGAAAGAGGUCUUCAUUGAGCAGAUUAAGCAGCUGGACAUUGGAACUCAACAUGCCAUUGUCGAAUGCAUCCAGCAGAUUACUUACAAUCCAGAGUCGGUGUUUCUCGUCUCUGAGUGGUCGCAGCCUCCAGCGGAAGAGGCGGAAAAAGACCGCCUCUACCUGCAUUUUGUUGGUCACAUCAACCGACUUGCAAAGGAACGCGACCAGCUACACCAACGGGUCAUUGAUCUCAGCUGUGAACUGCUGAACCUCACACUUUCAACGACAGCGUCAGUCUUUUCAAGUUCAUUGAAAAAUCUGUCGUCGUCCAAUUCUAGUCUCAACACUAAUUGUGAUCAAAAGUCGCACUACCUGGUCGAGUUGGCCGAUGUCAAGAGUCGACUGCGUCGAGUGCAACAGGAGCUGGAGGAAAAGAGCGAAGCUGUGGUCGAGCUGAAGGAGGUGAUUGAGCAAAAUAAGGAGUUUUGCAAUAAACUGAGAAAUCAAAAUCUCGAGCUGACACAGGAGGCCCGCACCGCAAAGGCGUACAGAGAUGAGCUGGAUGUACUCGGAGAGCGAUGCCGCAAGGUCGACCGACUGGAGGCCGAAGUUCAGCGAUAUCGUGAUAAAAUGAAUGAACUAGAGUUUUUCAAGUCUAGGGUCGAAGAGCUGCGCGAGGACAAUCGAAUCCUUUGCGAGACAAAGACAAUGCUCGAAGAACAGCUUGAUUCAAGUCGAAAACGAGCGGAAAAGCUGCCUGAACUGGAGGAAAAAAUUCUCAAAUUGAACGCUUACGGUAAUGAGGUGAAUCUGCAAAGAGAACUGGAUCGAAAUCAAAUGGAAAGACUAAUUGAAGAGAUCGCCCACUUGAGACAGGAGAAAAAGUCAGCCAAUGAUGAACUGGCUCGUGUUCAAAUGGAGUUGACCGACAUGCGAGCGCAAACUCACGUCGAUACUGAGUCAUCAAAGGCAAAAACAGAGGAGGGCAAUCUGUUUGAUCAGAUCAGCCAGGACACGACCAAACGAAUGAUCAAGCUAGAGCAUGAAAAUCAGAAACUGCAGAACUUGCUAGAUGAUUAUCGAAACAACUACGUCGAUCUCGACUCGCUUAGUUCCCUCUUUGACUUUUACCCAAAAGACGUCACCAGCUCAUCAGUGGCCGACUCUGAAACUGCCUCAACCGACAGUGGAUUCACUUCAAACCGAUCUAAAAUUGAAAAGUUAAAUGACCUCAAAGAGCACGUCGACAAGUUAAAAGCAGUGCAAAACAGUGCCAAAAACUUGGAGAAUGUUAAGCUGGAAUUGGAAAAGGAGGUGAUCGAACUAAAGAGCAAACUACACGAUGAGUUCAACAAAUCAGAAACAAUCGAACGCAACUACUCAGCAUCUUGUGCAGAAAAUCAAAAAUUCCAGCGGAUUAUUGAGUCAAAGAAUAAAAAGAUUGAAGAAUACCAGUCAGAAUUGAUGCUGCUUGAAAAUGAAAACACCAAACUAGCAGCCAAUGCAGAGUCGCUCAAACUGAAUCUCAAGAAAAUGAAUAAUCUCGAAGUGGAGAUGACAAAUCUGGAAGGCGACAAGCAUCGACUGGAGCAGGAGAAAAAGUCACUUGACAAGGAAAUCAAUCGACUGAAGUCAUCAAUUGAGUUCAAAGACCAACUUAUUGACGAGAACGCUAGUAAACUGUCCUCACUGGAACUAGAAGGCAAAAGAUUAAAGAGAGAAUUAGACACCGCAAACCAGUUGAACGCCAAACUGAAGGAAAUUGAAAAGGAAAAUAAAGAUCUUGCAAAUACGGUGACUGUGCAAAAGAACACGUGCACAGCACUACAACAGGAUUUGGUGGUUGAAAAGCUGCGAGCGCAAAAGUUGGCGGAUGAAUUUGAAAAAACAUUGGAAGCCCUUCAGGAACACGGUUUCGCUGACAUUACUACUGGCUCUACAUCAGAAAAUCUCCAUCAGAUUGUAUCCCGAGGCGUACAGUUGGCCAUUGACAAGUGUUUACUGCCAAAAGAAACCACCAUCAAAGAGUUGCAAGGUCAGCUGGACCAAAUGACGUCAGUCAACUCGAGUAUGAUUGACUCACUUCGUCGGCAGCUGAACCUUGACGAAGAUGCUACUGAUAAGUUUAGUCUGAACUCGCUCAAUGAGUUGCAGCAAAAGAUUACUUGUUUGGAAGAUGAAUCAAAAUUACUAAAGGUAGAACUGAAUACUCAAAAAGAACUAACCAACGAGGUAACUGUACGAUCAGAGCAUGCCGAGUCUAAGCUGGCUUUAACGGCAGAGCGAAACUCAGAAUUGCAAAAUGAAAAUGCAAAACUUCAAGUGGAGAACAGCUUACUCAAGUCACAAAACGGCUCAUUGGAAACUCAAACUGAAGAGCUGCAAGAGCAGCUGGAACUCAUAAAGGAGUCUAUUGAUAAACUAAAGAGCAAGUGCGAAGAGUUUGAGGAAAACAGUCGACUGUUGAUUAGGGACAAUGAAUCACUUCAGGAGAUACACCAACAACUGACAGCUGAUUACGACAACCUGACACAGAGCAAUAGCUUGUUGAAGCAGUCAUACAAGGCACUAAAGGCAAAGAACAAAUCACUGGAGGAUGAGCUAAGGUCACUCAAUGAAACACACCAGCAGUUGAUUAGAAAAGCAACUGAAGAAUUAGAGUGUCUUAAGAGUAAGACUUCUCAAGGACAAGUGGAGGAUGUCAAUUUGAAGGAAAAGCUAGUUUCACUGACUGAAGAGCAUAAAGUUCUCAAUGAAGAGCUCAAACGCUUGCAGACGGAACAUAAAAUGCUGCAAAAUAUCUACAAGAACUUAAGGGCAGAGAAUAACGAGCUGAAGCUUCGUCACACAGAGCUGCAGGGCGAGACGGCAGAGUGCAAAGACCGCAUGAAUGGCCUCAACGUUGAGGUCUCAAAGCUGUCCAACUACUGCGAGAUGGUGGCAGUCACAAACACCACUUUGGAGACACAGCGCAAGCGGCUGGCUACCCAGUCUGCCAGUCUUCUGUCGCAGUACAAUGAUCUUCUGCUUGAGCUGAGUUCAGGAUGUGAAAAGUCGGUUGUCGAUAAGCUUCGCGAACUGUGCCUCAAAAAAGAACGGCUAGAGAAGAUGUUUCGCGAGUAUGACAUUUCUAUUGAGAAAAGUAUGCCUCGUGUCUCAGGAAAGGACGGGCACCUCAGUGGAAAGCUGACCAACACCACACUGGACGAUGCAAUUUACGGACGUCUCUGGGAAGCAGAGACACCAUCCAUUGAUGCAUCUCCGCCUCAUCAUCAUCCCCUUUUAAGCAGCACUCUUCUUUUGAGACAGUACUCUUUGAACAACAGUGCAAAUGACAAGAAAAAAGGGCCGCAUGACCAUCUGCCAAGCACACCACCACGUAUUCCACCGCGCCAACACAUUCCACGCACUACACUAAACAUUCCAGCGGCAAAUUCCCAUGAAGCAGUGAUUGAGUUCACCCAUGGUUCGGGCAUCUCCAAGGUGCAAAUCAGCUCAACUGGCAACUCACCGUUGCUGUCAAAGGCUAGCAGUGUCAUUGCUGCAGGCUCACCUUCCACUGCCAACUUUAUGCGAGGCAACUUCAAGAGCAACAGUGUCAACUACGGUAACCUGAUGCGUCGACCAGUGGUGGGAGAGGCAAAGCUGAACGGCGGCAUUGGCGUUCCUUCCCGUCUCACCAGUGGCAUCCACUCCCCUCAAAUGUUUCACCUGCCUCCCAGUCGCAAUGUGGCCGUUCACCUGAACAGUGGUGGUCGCACCUCCUCUUCCUCUUUCGUUACCCAGCCACACACUGCCACAUCUCCCUCUGUGCAUUCAGACUCUUCAACGUCACACGACUCGGAAAAAGAGAUCGAGGUGUCGGUGCUGAACAACAACAUUAACAAUAACAGCACUACAGCGACUGCGAUGAUGCCGAAUGGCAAUGGCCGCUCGAGAAUACUUGUCAACGGAAGUACGACUGCCACAGUAGAGGGCAGCCUCAAGACCAGCAGCCAGAACAUCACCAAGGCUGAUUCCGAACGGCUGAGUAAUGCAAUGAACAACAAUGCCGAUGAGAGCACCUCGAGCACGAGCAACCAAAACUGCACAAAUCAAAUGGCCACUGACAGCAACUCCAAUUCAAACAACUCCAACUCAAUCUGGUACGAGUAUGGAUGCGUGUAG
This is a messenger RNA of Rhagoletis zephyria (snowberry fruit fly), 4524 nucleotides long. NCBI's taxonomy places the organism in Eukaryota, Metazoa, Arthropoda, Insecta, Diptera, Tephritidae. The record is from RefSeq and is a predicted model, not a curated record.